CGCUGCUCUUCGCGCUGGGCUGCCGCAUCCAGCGGCACUGCGGCAAGGUGCUGCUCGCCGGGCUGCUGCUCUUCGGGGCGCUGGCCCUGGGGCUCCGCGCCGCCGCCAUCGAGACCGACCUGGAGCGGCUGUGGGUGGAAGCCGGCAGCCGUGUCAGCCAGGAGCUCAGGUACACGAAAGAGAAGCUGGGGGAAGAAUCCGUCUACACGUCCCAAAUGCUGAUCCAGACCCCGAAACAGGAAGGGGAGAACGUCCUCACCCGGGAGGCGCUGGAGCUGCACCUCGAGGCGGCGCUGGCGGCCAGCAAGGUGCAAGUCUCGUUGUAUGGAAAAUCCUGGGAUUUGAACAAAAUCUGCUACAAGUCCGGCGUCCCCAUCAUUGAGAACGGCAUGAUCGAGCGGAUGAUCGAGAAGCUUUUCCCCUGCGUGAUCCUGACCCCGCUGGACUGCUUCUGGGAUGGCGCCAAGCUGCAAGGAGGCUCCGCCUACCUCCCGGGGCGGCCGGACAUCCAGUGGACGAACCUGGACCCCGUGCAGCUGCUGGAGGAGCUAGGCCAGUUCACCUCGCUGGAGGGCUUCCGGGAGCUGCUGGACAAGGCGCAGGUGGGGCAGGCCUACGUGGAGCGGCCCUGCCUCAACCCCCGCGAGCCCGCGUGCCCCGCCAGCGCCCCCAACAGGCUGAGCCAGCAGGACCCCGACAUCCCUGCCGAGCUGACAGGGGGCUGCCACGGCUUCUCCCGGAAAUUCAUGCACUGGCAAGAGGAGCUGAUCCUGGGGGGCACCACGAAGGACCCACAGGGCAGGCUGCUGAGUCCUGGCAGAGAGCCCUGGGCCCCGCAACUGACCGAUGUGGAACAUGGCCCCACACACGUGUCGGACACACACAGAGACCCAGGCCCCGUUACUGACCGAGCUCUGCGCCCCGUGUCCCUGCAGGCUGCCGUGGUGGUGGUGUUUAACUUCGCCAUGGUGCUGCUCAUCUUCCCAGCCAUCCUGAGCCUGGACCUGCACCGACGCCAGGACCAGCGGCUCGACGUCCUGUGCUGCUUCUACAGCCCGUGCUCCUCCCGUGUCAUCCAGAUCCAGCCGCAGGAGUACGCCGACGCCAACGAGAACCACGCCUCUCACCCCUCGCCCUACGGGCACCCGGCUGUGGCCACCAGCACCCAGAUCACCACCACGGUGCAGGCCUUCACCCGCUGCGACCCUUCGGGCCGGCACGUUGUCACCAUCCUGCCGCCCACCGCCCAGGUCUGCACCGCGCCGCUGGCCCCUGCCGACCCGCUGGGCUCCCAGCUCUUUGCCCCGGCUAGCUCCACCCGCGACCUGCUGGCCCAGCUGGACGGGGCCAAGGGGGGCCGGGAGUGCGUGCCGCUGCCCCUGUGCCGCUGGAAUCUGGCCGACUUCGCCAGGGAGAAGUACGCCCCCCUCCUGCUGCAAACCCAGACCAAGGGCAUCGUGGUGCUGCUGUUCCUGGCGUUGCUAGGCCUCAGCCUGUAUGGCAGCACACUGGUGCACGACGGGCUGUACCUGACGGACAUCGUGCCGCGGGGCACCAAGGAGCACGCCUUCAUCGCCACCCAGUCCAAGUACUUCUCCUUCUACCACGUCUUCAUCGCCACCAAGGGCGGCUUCCACUACCCCAGCUCGCAGGAGGCGCUAUACGGCCCCCAGCCCCUGGAGUUCGCCCAGUUCCCCUUCUACCUGAGCGGCCUGCGCCAGACCGCGGACUUCGUGGAAGCCAUCGAGAGCGUGCGGGCCGUGUGCGAGGAGGCGGCCCGGGAGCGCGGCGUGGCCAGCUACCCCAGCGGCUACCCCUUCCUCUUCUGGGAGCAGUACAUCGGCCUGCGCCACUGGUUCCUGCUGGCCGUCAGCAUCGUGCUGGCCUGCACCUUCCUGGUGUGCGCCGUGCUGCUGCUCAACCCCUGGACCGCUGGCAUCAUCGUGGCCGUGCUGGCCAUGAUGACGGUGGAGCUCUUCGGGAUGAUGGGGUUGAUGGGCAUCAAGCUGAGCGCCAUCCCGGCCGUGAUCCUCAUCGCCUCGGUGGGCAUCGGCGUCGAGUUCACCGUCCACGUGGCCCUGGGGUUCCUGACGGCCAUGGGCAGCCGGACGCUGCGCUCGGCCCUGGCCCUGGAGCACACGUUGGCACCCGUGCUGGACGGGGCACUCUCCACGCUGCUGGGCCUACUCAUGCUGGCCGGCUCCGAGUUCGACUUCAUCCUGAGGUAUUUCUUUGCCGUGCUCACCGUCCUGACGGUCUUGGGCCUCCUGAAUGGCCUGGUGCUGCUGCCCGUCCUGCUGUCGGUCAUCGGACCCCCGGCCGAGGUCAUCCCGGCGGAUAAUGGCAGCCGCCUGCCGUCACCAGAGCCCAUCCCCCCACCCAUCAGCCAUCACGGCUUCUACAUGCGGCCGCCCCCGGCCUGGCCCGGUGCCUUUGCGGACUCCCUGGACUCGGAGUACUACUCGGAGAGCACCGCGGGCUCGGGGCUGACCCACCCCCAGCCCUACGACCCCGGCGCCUACAUCCUGCCGCCCGCCCCGGCCCGUGUCCUGGUGCAGGCCAGCAAGAAUCCCAGCUUCCCCACCAUCACGGUGGUGAAAACCUACCAGGAGAACCAGGAGCCACCAGGGAAGAAGGAGCCACCGAGCACCAACCAGACCCAGUCCCUGGCUGCCGGCGACUCCCUCCCAUCGGCCGGCCCGGAUCUCAGGGACUUGCCUCAGCACAGACUGCCCCGGCCCGGCCCCCCCGGCGCCAGGACUGUCCCGCACCGAGCCCCCCGGCCCCUGCGGACUGCCCUCCCCGCCUACAGCGGCAGCUACACCACAGUGACGGCCACGGCCUCCGUGACGCUGGCCCUGCACCCACCCCUGCCAGGCUCCUUGCAGGGUUACACACAUGACAGCUAUGAGGACAGCGAGUCCGACUGCCCGGAGGAGCCCGGCCCGCCUGCCUGCAGUGCCCCCGGCUCCGCCGCGCCCGAGACCCUCACGCUCCACCACCGGGGACGGGCAGACGGCUCUGCGAGGCCCUAGGUUGCCCCGGGAAGCGCCGUGGUUCCUAGCUGACGCCUGCCGUGCCCAGGGAGCGAGCAGAACGGAGAAGAGACGCUGCGAGCGCUGGCACCCUUGCGUGGACGCCAGCUGAACACUGAGCUGGAGCGAGCUGUUGGACUGGUGACCUGCGCCAGGCGCUGCCAGCAGGGGCAGUGCCCACGGGCGGGGGCAGGAACUGCCGCCAUCCCUGCAUUGUGCUGCUAUUCCCCAAUGAUUAAUUAUUUUAUUUGUAUUGCUCUGCGCUGGGACAGAGAUCUGCCCUGACCCCGCCUGGCAGCGCCCCCCUGACUCCACAGCAGAAGACGACUGGGCUGGGCUGGGCUGGGCUGGCGGGGGCUGCUGCCCCGGGGGGGGGGAACAGCUGGGCCUUUUGGUGAAUCACUGCGUCGAGGUUUCUAUGCAAGGUGUGUGUGAACGGGCUGGCCGGGGGAAACCCCCAGGGGCUGCCGAGACACCCCCUGCCCCCCAGCCUGGCCUGGGGUCUCGGUUUGUAUCCCCACCCCCUAGUUUCCCCUCCCCCUCCCAGAGCAGGUGUCUUUUCUGCGCCCUAGGAACUGCAGCACGAACGCCGGCCCCUUGUCACUUCGGGGGCAGCUGCGGGCUGGAGGAACGGCCUGGGGAGCCUUGGCAAAGGAGCUAGAAACCCCACCCCCGUUGUGCCCCAUAGCCAGUCCCUCUCCCUAUGGACCCCAGCUGUCCCCCACUCCGUGUGCCCAGGUCAGGUCCCUGCCCAAGCGGGUGUCCUGGAGCUCUGCACCCUCCAGUGGUGUAUGGCGGGCGGGGGGCUCAGCCGAUCCCUUGGGCAGGAGCCGGGGCCGUACCCUGCCACCCUGCCCCCAGCUCCGAGUCGGGGGGCUCCCCGGGAGACCAGCUGUGUCUGGGGAGGGGCCCAGCAACCCCCGCCCCCCCGCAGGGGGAUGAGAUGCCAGCCCCAGUGGGGAUGGGAGGGUCGGGGGGCUGAGCUCUGGCCCAGGGGGCACCCUGGACUCACGCGAGAGGCUGGAACGGGGGCCAUGUGCCCCCACCCUGGGAGACGGGCACGGUCCCGACCCUAGUCAUUGAGAAGGGAAACUCGCGCUUUUCUCACUUUAACACCUAAAGCCUGACACCAGCAGGGCCCAGAUCCAGCGAGGCCUAGCGGCUAGAGAACUGGCCCGGGCCUCAGGACCCCUGGCUUCUCCUCCCCGCUCCUUGGGAAAAGCCCUCCCUGCCUCACUUUCCCCAUGGGGACAAUGCUACCCAUCCUCCUUUGUAAACGGCUGUGAGACCGAACUGUGAGGCUCC
Terrapene triunguis (Three-toed box turtle) is the source of this 4340-nucleotide messenger RNA. It is a transcript of the gene PTCH2, whose product is annotated as patched 2. The transcript has 17 exons. Gene Ontology annotation, molecular function: hedgehog receptor activity; hedgehog family protein binding; smoothened binding. Bases 216 to 3035 code for a protein of 939 amino acids. NCBI's taxonomy places the organism in Eukaryota, Metazoa, Chordata, Testudines, Emydidae. The record is from RefSeq and is a predicted model, not a curated record. Gene Ontology annotation, biological process: smoothened signaling pathway. Gene Ontology annotation, cellular component: plasma membrane.